AUGAAGCGCGCUGUUCGGCGGGCUCCUUUCCGGAAGCGGAAGCUCGGGGGGCGGGUCAAGAAGGUCCAGGAGUCCAAGGCGGUUAAUUCUUUUUACCGUGUGGCGUGUCUUCGCUCUGUCUGGGCUUUUCUGAGGCUUCGAGAGAUGGUCAGGUCCGCAUCCCGACCGGGCCAGGUGAGGGCUGCGGACCCGAGGAGUCCACCGACCCAUUUAAGAAAAAUAUCACGUUUUAAUGCACAUUCUGGCUAUUCCGUCCAUUCUGAUUCAGAAAGUCAGGCUGAAACCAUACAGGGGCUCGAUGGUUGUGCUUCUUUGCUGCGGGACAUUUUGAGAAAUGAAGAUUCAGGUUCAGAAACAGUAUAUUUGGAAAAUAGAUCUAAUCCUAGACCUUUAGAAGGCAAAAGAUAUGCAUCUAAAAAGAAAGGGCCUGAAAAACAUACCAUUCCUUUGGGAGUCCGGAGGGAAAUGAUUCAAACCGAUAAUGACAACCAGUUUGCAUCACAAAGUAAAACAGUUUCUGAGAACUGUGCUGAUGUUCUAAGGAAUUCAUUUAAUACCUCUCCUGGAGUUCCAUGUAGCCUGCCCAAAACAGACAUAUCAGCUAUUCCAACAUUUCAGCACCUGGGCCUGACUAAUGGGAUUCUGCCACAGCAAGGAGUUCCUAAGGAAGCAGACCUACUAAAAUGUUUUCAAACAUACCUGUCUCUGUUUCGAUGUCAUGGAAAAGAAACUCAUUCAGAUGGUCAGACGCACCGAAGCCCCACUCGAUCACAGCCAGCUUUCUUGGCAACUAAUGAAGAAAAAUGUUCCAGAGGACAAAUUAGAGAGGCCACAAGUGAAGGAAAGGGUUUAAAUGUACGUGUGCAAGAUGCAAGCAUAGUCAAGGAUGUACAGAAGGCAAAAAAUGUGAACCAGACUGCUGAAAAAGUUAGAACUAUAAAGUAUUUGUUGGGAGAACUCAAGGCCCUCGUAGCAGAACAAGAGGAUUCAGAAAUUCAGAGGUUGGUUACAGAAGUAGAGGCAUAUGUAUCUGUGCUUCCAGCAGUGAAUGGAAACACAGAUAUCCAAGUUGAAAUAGCACUGGCCAUGCAACCAUUAAGAAGUGAAAAUGCUCAGUUACGAAGGCAACUGAGAAUUUUGAACCAGCGACUUAGAGAACAAGAAAAAACUCAUAAGGCAUCUGGUACUGUGGAAUGCAACCUUGAAUUAUUUUCUCUUCAGUCAUUGAACAUGUCACUGCAAAAUCAAUUGCAGGAGUCACUAAAGAGUCAGGAAUUACUACAGAGUAAAAAUGAAGAGCUCUUAAAAGUGAUUGAAAAUCAGAAGAAUGAAAACAAAAAAUUUAGUAAUAUAUUUAAAGACAAAGAGCAAACUAUACUUGAAAAUAAACAGCAAUUUGACAUGGAGAUAACAAGAAUAAACAUUGAGUUGGAGGAAGCCUUAGUCAAUGUGAAAAGCUCCCAGUUUAAGUUAGAAACUGCUGAAAAGGAAAAUCAGAUAUUGGGAAUAACAUUACGUCAGCGUGAUGCCGAGGUGACUCGACUGAGAGAAUUAACAAGAACGUUACAGAACAGUAUGGCAAAACUUCUCUCAGAUCUCAGUGUGGACAGUGCUCGCUGCAAGCCUGGGAAUAACCUUACCAAAUCACUUCUGAACAUUCACGAUAAACAACUUCAACAGGACCCAGCCCCUGCUCACACUUCCAUAAUGAGAUACCUAAAUAAGUUAGAAGCAAAUCACAGUUUUACACAUUCACAGCCACUUUCUACAAUUAAAAAUGAGGAAACCAUAGAGCCAGACAGACCCUAUGAAAAUGUUCUGCCUUCCAGAGGCCCUCAAUAUAGUAACACUAGGGGCAUGGAGGAAGUUUCCAUACCUGGAAUUAUUUCUACCCUUUCAAAACAGGGUUCUGACGAAGCUAGUGAAACUACGACUUUAAUUGAAGAUGAGCAUAAUUUGGAUAAUACAAUUUAUAUUCCUUUUGCUAGAAGUACUCCUAAAAAGAAAUCACCACUUUCUAAGAGAAUAUCCCCUCAGCCACAGAUAAGUGUAGCUACAACACAGCCAAUCAGCAGCAGCGGACUUGUCUGUGAAAAAGAAAAUAAACUGUGUGCACCUACAGUUUGUUCCUCAACAAUGGAAGCAGAAGUUGCACCUGAAACACUUUCCAGAACAGCUGAUAUGAAAGACAAACAGCUCCUCAAGAAAAUAAAGGAAGCAAUUGGUAAGAUCCCUGCUGCCACUAAAGAUCCAGAGGAACAAGCUGCAUGUCAUGGCCUGUCAACUUGUCACAGCAACAGCAUUCAAGUGAAAAGCAAUACUGUCCCUGAUGGUAGUGUUUUAAAUUCUGAUUUGAUGUCUGACUGGAGCAUCUCUUCUUUUUCAACUUUCACUUCUUGUGAUGAACAAGACUUCAGAAAUGGCCUUGCAGCAUUGGAUGCCAACAUAGCUAGACUCCAGAAGUCCUUAAGGACUGGUCUUCUGGAGAAAUGA
Molecule: messenger RNA, 2493 nt
Organism: Propithecus coquereli (Coquerel's sifaka)
Lineage: Eukaryota; Metazoa; Chordata; Mammalia; Primates; Indriidae
Gene: CCDC14
Product: coiled-coil domain containing 14
Exons: 10
Coding region: 1-2493 (830 amino acids)
Biological process (GO): protein localization to centrosome
Cellular component (GO): centriolar satellite
Source: RefSeq, a predicted model, not a curated record